AGGAAGAAGCCCCGGAAGCAGACGAGACCGCCGAAGCAGUUCCGGAGGUCAGCGCAGUUGAAGAAGAAGCAGAAAAACAGGAAGCAGACGAGACCGUCGAAGUAGUUCCAGAGGAGGCCAACCCAGUUGAGGAAGACUCUAAGGCCACGGAACUCAUCAGUGAACCAGCUAUUGAGGCUUCACCACCCCUGGAAGAUGGCCAAAAGGAUGAUACAAAGGAGGUUGAACUUGCAAACGCCUCACACGAAAACACCCCGGCGUCCGAAGAGACCAAAGAACCUGAGGCAGAAAUUCCACCCAUUGCCGAUGCCCCAGAGGUCAACAACGAUGGGCCAGAAUCUUCAACUGAACAGGAUAAAAAGGAGGAAUCAUCCGAGGACAAAGGCGACAUUACCGAAGCGAUCGAUGGUGCGACUGCCGCUAUUGUGGCCGGAGCAAUCGUUGCUGAGGUUUUAUCCCAGGACUCUCCUACCGGAGAGCCAGAAACUGUUACGGAAAAGGCGAUUGUCGGCGAACCAGAGCAAUUACCAGAUGUCGAGGAGGAACCUGCUUCACCCGGCUCACCUGCCUCUCCGAAGUCCGAGAGGCGUAAGCACCGAUCUUCAAGACAUUCAAAGAGCUCCAGUCACCAUAGCAGCAAAGACAAAGGAAAAGAAAGAGAAGCCACCCACGAUGAGUCGCGUCGCUCAACCUCUCAUCGUAAACGUCGUGACAGCGAAACCUCUGCCAAACCAGUAACAAAAGCACCUUCGACCCCCCCUCAGCCGCAAAAGCCCGUUCGUCAUGACAGUGGCGUAAGCGCAGGAAGCACCAGCUCGCAUUCCCAUCGAAGACAGCGCACGCCUGAGGAGCAAGCAGCCCACGAUAAACGCAAGGAGGAACGUCGAGCGAAAGCCCGAGCUGCAGAAAUCGAACUCCAGAAGAAUGAGAGUGCGGUGGCUGAUGAACCGGCCAUGGGCAUCGUUGCUCCUUCGGCAGUCCCACGACACCUAUCAACAUCAACCAGGAGGUACAGCAGCACCAAGUCCAGCCACAGCUCCACCCACAGCAGAGAUGACGGCGAAAAGAAGCCAAAGUUGAUGGACUUAAAGGGCGUCAGUGUGGUAAAAUCACCCUUUAUAGUAAAUGACAAACCGCACAUCAAAGAGACGAAAGAAAAGGUAAAAGCAACGGCUUCCGAGCGCAUUCGUAGAUCGAUAGAUGGCGGAAGACCCAGACGUGACGAGUCUAAGGAUAAGAAGCCAACACUCAUUGAUCGCAUCCGUCAAUCUAUCGAUGGCGAGCGGCCCAAACUUGAUGAGUUGAAGGACCAGCGCAAGUCAUCUCCUGGAGAACGACCAAAGAUGGACCAGAAAUCCCACCGCCACUCCCAUCGCUCUUCCCACUCGACCCGUAACGAUUCGGACAGGAAGGAUCGAGAUGAGAAAGAGAGAUCGGAGCGCGAGGCUCGUCGCGCCCGCAGAGAGGCCGAAAAGAAAGUGGAGCUUGCGAGGCAAGAGGUUGCUGAGGAGACUCGGAAGAACAAGGAGAAAGAUGACGAGGAACGACGGAUUAGGCACGAGGAGAGGCGCAAGAGGAAGGCCGAGGAGGAAAAGCACCGAGAUUUCGAUCCCAAACGGCGUGAUGAGGAGAGGUCCCAGCCAUCUGGAAGCAGCGAUCGGAGGGAGAGGGUGCAUCGACACCGAGCAAACGAGAAGAAAGAGCCGCCGAAAGGAGGAUUGAAGAGCCUCUGGUCUUCAGCAAAAAAGGCCUUUGCAUGA
Lachnellula hyalina is the source of this 1760-nucleotide messenger RNA. RefSeq lists its product as uncharacterized. The annotation marks the transcript as partial. Lineage: Eukaryota; Fungi; Ascomycota; Leotiomycetes; Helotiales; Lachnaceae. The record is from RefSeq and is a predicted model, not a curated record. The transcript has a single exon.